AUGCAAAUUACACAAUCUCAACAGGAUUCAUUUCAACCAUCUCUUGAACAACAAGUUGAUUCUUUGAAAAAGGAAGUUUCCUUUCUAUACAGCGUGAUUAGAGGUGAAGUUUUGGUUUCGUUUGAUGUGGUUAUCAAUUCUUUCGCCAACAAGUAUUGUUCCAUGAUUAUUAGCAUGGGAGAUUUAUCAGAUAGUUCAAAAUGGGUCUUUACCUUCUACUUGUUUGGAAAAGAUUCUGAUAAAAAACCUGGAGUUGUUGGUGUUUAUGGAAAUAUAAACGGAAAAUUGAUUGCCUUGACCAAUGACAGUGAACCUUUGAGAUUAAAUGAGAAACAUCACAUAGAAUGGAGAUAUAAUAAGCACCAUGGAUCCAUUCUUACUGUCAAUGGUAAUGUUGUUGGUUCUGUUAAGGCAUAUCAAGGAAAUUUGGAAUAUUCAAGAUCUGACAAGAUUUCUAUUGGAAAGAUCAUUUAUAAUGGAGGAGGAAGACAACAUUCUCAAUUGGAUGGAUUGGUUUCCAAUCUUUCUGUGAUUGCAAAUGGUAAAAUUCAUGACUAA
This is a messenger RNA of Naegleria gruberi, 558 nucleotides long. RefSeq lists its product as uncharacterized. Lineage: Eukaryota; Heterolobosea; Eutetramitea; Acrasida; Naegleriidae. The record is from RefSeq and is a predicted model, not a curated record. Bases 1 to 558 code for a protein of 185 amino acids. The transcript has a single exon.